AUGUCCGAUUGCCAGCAAUUAUGGGAGUUGCACCUGCAUUGGAUAUCCAUGACUAACUUGGUAUUUGACAUAGGAAGUGCAACCUACACAACAAUCAUAUUGUUCCUGCCACAAUUGUUCUGUUCAGUCCCUAAUCUGACAAUCCCACCAGCCCUGAGGGUGAAGGGCAUCAAUACUUGGCAAGAACUCAGGCAGGGGAUGUUGGAUGUUGGGAUGAUUGGCUCCCACAAGAACCAAAUAAGCAAGGUUGGGAACCAGUCCCAUCUAGCCAUGACUCCAGAAGUGAUGGCACCACUGCCCGGAGACCAUACAUUCAUUGACCUCGAUGCCGAUGAUAAUCCCUCUUGGACGGUGCUCCCUGCUACAAAACAUGCUCCUGGACCUACAGACGUGAAGGGAGCCAGUGUUCAUACUCCCGACUAUAGAGUAUCCGAGAUCCUGAUGCAAAGUCCCAUCCACCACGUACAACAAAGUCCUAAGCCACAUGCUCAAGAUGGCCGGGAACUAUCAAGAUCCUCUUCACAGGCUUCGUCGUAUCAAUCUCUACUGGAGUUGUGUGCUAGCUCAGGCUCACAAACGUCGCGUACCAGUGUGGAUCGCGGAACACCGAACGCCGGCUUCGCGAAGCCCAAGCGCAGAAAGGACGUCUUUGUCGGUGUGGUCAUCACGGCCUCUGUAAAGAAUAGUACCGCAUCCGCGUCGAAAGAUGGCAAUGGCACUCCUCCGGCUCCCACGAAUGCCUCCGAGCGUCUUCAGGGACGACACGCCUUACGCCCGCCCGUCCAUGUCACCGUACAUUCCGGCGACGAAUUUCCGCAAAGGCUGUCUCGGAAACAUGCUGUAGAUGUAGUCGCUCGGCCAACUCGUCAUCAAACGCUGACGACAUCUCGGGCAACCCGGACGCACGAGGCUUCGUACCGCGUCGACGCGAUCGCUAAGUACUGGCAGAGAGUUGAUGAUCUUCUUGAGACGGACAUAGCGCCUGCCGCCUUUGACAAACGUGCUGUGCAUGCAUACACAGCCGAGGGAGAGCUGCGCUGCGGGCGGGCUUUGCGGUUCAUUCCGCCGGAGAUUAGGUCUGCUGCGAAGGCGGGGAAGACGAAGGAAUGGGAGGCGUAUACCAUGCCUCGAUGGUCGCAGACUGCCGAGUUCAAGGAGAGACUGGACGCAAAUCUGGGGCCUGGCGACCUCAACCGGGGCUUAUGGAAACGCCCGAGACCUUUGGCGAGAGAGUCGCGUAAGACGGAAGAGGAUAACCCCGGAGCAGAAGCGUCCGACGGGGAAUCCUCCGUCACGGCCACCGAACAUCCAUCCAAGAGGCUGAGAAGCGCUGACAACUCAAUUCCCGAGUAUCCGGCAGAUGUCUCGGAAAACAGCGGAGGAGUGGAAGAGAUCUGGCCAAACAGACGGACCAACAUGCAAGGCAAGCCCGUUUCCCAGACAUAG
Molecule: messenger RNA, 1446 nt
Organism: Postia placenta MAD-698-R-SB12
Lineage: Eukaryota; Fungi; Basidiomycota; Agaricomycetes; Polyporales; Adustoporiaceae
Exons: 3
Coding region: 1-1446 (481 amino acids)
Source: RefSeq, a predicted model, not a curated record